Penicillium digitatum Pd1 is the source of this 99-nucleotide messenger RNA. NCBI's taxonomy places the organism in Eukaryota, Fungi, Ascomycota, Eurotiomycetes, Eurotiales, Aspergillaceae. The record is from RefSeq and is a predicted model, not a curated record.
AUGACAUCACCCCUUGAAUACCUCACUGACCUCGAAGGGAUUGAGAUCACGCUUGGUGCUGUUGCUGAAGAGUCGUUACACUUCCCUGCACAGACCUAG